AUGGCGGCUUCCGCGGAAUCUUAUACUGAUGUGCUCAUUGUCGGUGCUGGUCCGGCUGGACUGGCCGUCGCUUACUGGAUGGCGCGAUGCGGUAUUAAUGCUCGUGUCGUCGACAAACGGGACACCAAAAUAUUGAGAGGGCACGCAGACGGGCUGAGGAGCCGAACCAUUGAGCUGUUCGAUAGUAUGGGAAUUGCGCAUCGCGUCAUGCAGGAAGGCGACCACUCGGCGGAGCUCAUGUACUGGAGACCAAACGACAAAGGGGAACUGAAACGCGCAGGAAACACAGGAUUUUCCAGCGGGACGGCUUCGCCGUAUAAGAUGGCCAUGUUGUCACAGGGGCGCGUCGAGAGAUUCAUUCUCGAUGCCAUUAAGGAUUCAUCCGAUCUCGAAGUAGAAAGGGGUGUCGUCGCAGAGUCCUUGAGCUAUGAUCAGAGUCCUGAGGAUCACGGCCAGAAAUACCCCAUCACGGUCAAGUUGCGCACACUUAGUGAAGAGGAAGCAACGCCAUUCUCACAUCCUGGUAUCUCUAAAGUCCCUGCAGCGCGGGACGACCAGCAAGAUCUAAUCCAGAAACGCAAACACCCGGUCGGGACGGUUGAGACAGUCCGGGCCAAAUACCUCAUCGGCUGUGACGGGGCCCAUAGCUGGACGAGAAAACAGUUGAACAUUCCCUUUGAGGGAUCGAACACAGACCACAUAUGGGGUGUGGUGGACAUGGUCCCUAUUACCGACUUCCCUGACAUCCGACGCACAACGUCGCUGGACAGCCGGAAUGGACAUCUACUCAUCAUUCCUCGUGAAGGGAACGUUGUGCGCUUGUAUGUCCCGCUGCAAGAAGACGAGGUUUCGGCCACAUUCGAUCGCUCGGCCGUGACAUUGGACACGCUCCGUAAUAGAGUGAAGAAGAUCCUCUCGCCAUUCUCCUUUGACUUCAAGAUAUGUCACUGGUGGACCGUAUAUCAAGUCGGUCGGAGAUUGGCACAGUCGGUCAACAAGGGCCGCGUAUACUUGGCCGGAGACGCAGUGCACACCCACUCCCCGAAAGUCGGACUGGGAAUGAACGUGAGUUUCCAGGACGGCUUCAAUCUCGGAUGGAAAGUAGCCCUGGCCGUGCGCGGAGUGGCGCAUCCCUCCAUUCUCGACACCUACGCGUCCGAGCGUCAUCAGCUCGCCAAAAUGCUCAUUGAUUUUGAUCGCAGAUGGUCUGCUUUCUUCUUACAAGAGGAGCAGAAGCAGAAGGCAGUCGAUACAUCUUCGGCCCCCGAGGAUAAUUCGGCGGCCAUGUCCAGUCUUUUCCGCGAAACGGAACUCUUCACGGAGGGACACGCCUCGUUCUACGGGAAAAGCUGUUUGGUACACAAGGGCAGCACAGCAAUGGCCAAGCACCUGGUGGCGGGAGAGAGAUUCCUCCCGGCCAUUGUGAGGAACCAGGCCGGUGGUCGACCGAGCUGGACCACGCGCCUCCUGGAGAGUGACGGUCGCUUUCGGAUCCUGAUUCUGGCCGGCGAUAUGCGGCUGAAGGACCAGAAGAAUCGCGUUUCGUCUCUGGGCGAGAAGCUGACGGAGCUUCUCAUGCGCUUCACGCCGCCCAAAAGUAAGCUCGACUCGAUCAUCGAGGUCAAGGCCAUCCAUACAGCGCCAUGGUUGGAGGUCGAACUGAGCGAUUUCCCUCCGGCCGUGCAUCAGUUCGACGAGGAGCAGGGCUGGGAUUAUAGUAAGGUGUGGAGCGACAGCAAAUGCUUUUGGGAGCCUCAGUGUGUCGGCAACGCGUAUGAGGUUUGGGGGGUGGACAAGUCGAGAGGGGCCAUCGUCGCCCUGCGACCGGAUCAGUACAUCGGAUGGAUGGGAGAGAUCGAAGACGUGGCCGGUUUGACCCAGUACUUUGAAAGGGUUCUUCAAGAGGUUCGCCCGCGCUCUUUGCUGUAG
Molecule: messenger RNA, 1929 nt
Organism: Aspergillus heteromorphus CBS 117.55
Lineage: Eukaryota; Fungi; Ascomycota; Eurotiomycetes; Eurotiales; Aspergillaceae
Product: putative phenol 2-monooxygenase
Exons: 6
Coding region: 1-1929 (642 amino acids)
Molecular function (GO): FAD binding
Source: RefSeq, a predicted model, not a curated record